This is a messenger RNA of Salmo salar (Atlantic salmon), 5502 nucleotides long. Its product is annotated as E3 ubiquitin ligase Rnf157. Gene Ontology annotation, molecular function: ubiquitin protein ligase activity. Lineage: Eukaryota; Metazoa; Chordata; Actinopteri; Salmoniformes; Salmonidae. Gene Ontology annotation, biological process: protein ubiquitination. The record is from RefSeq and is a predicted model, not a curated record. Gene Ontology annotation, cellular component: cytoplasm.
UUAGGUUAUACAAAACAAAAACAUACAGUUUGCACAUUAUAGGCUGCAACGCUGUAGCUAUCUAGCCAACGUGGUAUGUUAUCAGUUUCUCAUAUUGUUUUAUCACUGUUCAGUUCAGAUACAAGCCUAUACUUGCCAAAUUGCCUAUCAAUAAUUAUCCGUGUAGCCUAAAUUCUCUAUUUCAGUCCAAAUUUCAAAGACCCAUUUUAAUUUUAUAGAUAUAAUUACGCAGCUCUGCAUGUCGUUGUAACAGUCACUAUACAUUGAAUUAUUAAGCCAUCAUCUGCUGCAGCAUUGCAGUGAUUCGUUCCCACAUUUGGGGAAGGUCACGUUAUAGCGAACCGGGAGCUGCCUGCCUGCUGAAUUGUACUGCGCAAAACCCAUAGUCCGGAUUUGUGCCUGACGUCAUGGGUAGCCACCAUUAGAUUCGUUCUUUGACAGUUGGAGCACCGAGAGUCCAAGCACAGAUAGCCAUCAGCAUCCCCGCACGGCCUUGCAAACGGGAGAGAACAAACAGAAAAGAUGUCGAGUGGACCGUUAUACGGCGCUACAUAGGGAGAGACCUCGUUUUCCUCCUCAAAGCGGCCCCGAAAAGCGCUGCAGUGGAGAGGAGAAUGCGUCGCUAAGUGAAUGGAUACAUAGCUUUGCUGUUAAAGGGACGCAGUUGUUGCUUUUCUGCCUCUACACAAACAGUGACAGUCCCACGGGGCUUUGGAUAAAGCAGCAAUAACAACAACUAAUCCCCAGAACGAGCACAACAACUAGGCUACGUCUGAUACCGGCAGGGAACCAAGGACAUAAACCAAGAAUAACAAUGGAAACGGCAGACAAUAGAGAUUUUUGAGAAUAGCGAAUGUUUUCUUGGUAUGUACGUUAAUUUCAGCUUUAAUUUUCUGUGGAAAUGGGAGCUUUGACCAGCAGACAAAAUGCAGGAGUGGAAGAGGUCGAUAUACCGUCCAACUCGGUGUACCGCUAUCCACCGAAAUCUGGAAGCUACUUUGCCAACCACUUCAUCAUGGGCGGGGAGAAGUUUGACUCCACCCACCCCGAGGGAUACCUAUUCGGAGAGAACACCGACCUCAACUUCCUGGGAAUCAGACCAGUGGCGUUUCCCUAUGCGGCACCGCCUCCUCAGGAGCCAGUAAAGACGCUACGAAGCCUUAUAAACAUCCGUAAAGAUACGCUGAGGCUCGUACGGUGUAGUGAGGACCUGAAACUGCCAGGGGAGGACGUGGCAGGGAAAAGCAAAGCCUGUUACAACAUAGAGUUCACCUUCGACGCUGACACACAGGUGGCCAUCACAAUCUACUAUCAAGCUAUAGAGGAGUUCCACAAUGGAGUGCCUAUCUACAUUCCCCAGGACAGCUCUCUCCAGUCAGAGACGGUGCACUUUAAGAGAGGAGUCUGUCAGCAGUUCUGUCUGCCCUCCCACUCCAUCAAUUUGUCAGAGUGGGCCGAUGAGGAGUUGCUGUUUGACAUGGAUAAGGAUGUGUUUCCCAUGGUCGUUCAAGCAACAGUAGACGAGGGGGAAGAUCACAUGGGUCACUCCCAUGUCCUCCUGGCCACCUUUGAGAAGCACAUGGAUGGGAGCUACUGUGUCAAACCUCUGAAACAGAAACAAGUGGUGGAUGGGGUGAGUUACCUUCUUCAGGAGAUCUACGGCAUCGAGAACAAGUACAACAGCCAAGAAUCAAAGGUUGCGGAUGAUGAGAUCAGUGAUAACAGUGCGGAGUGUGUGGUGUGUCUAUCGGACGUCCGCGACACACUCAUCCUGCCCUGCAGACACCUGUGUCUCUGUAAUGCCUGCGCCGACACUCUCCGCUACCAGGCCAACUGCUGCCCCAUAUGCAGACUGCCGUUCCGGGCCCUGCUGCAGAUCCGAGCCAUGAGGAAGAAGCUGAGUCCUCUCUCUCCUGCCGGGUUUAACCCCGUUAUCACCUCCCAGACCUCCGACUCAGAGGAACACUCGGCGUCGGACCACAUCCCCCCAGGUUAUGAGGCCGUGUCUCUCCUGGAGGCUCUGAACGGGCCCCUGAGUGUGUCUCCCUCGGCCCCCCCUCUGCAGGACCUCUCUGGGGGCCACGUCUCAGGGACCCUGCCCCACUAUAGCAGUGAGACCCACCCCGCCCCGGCACGCUCCAUGUCCCCCCUGGACCACUCCAACUCCAGCCAGGGACUCAAACUGAAGAAGAGCGGCUCCAAGUCUCUCUCCCAGAAUUCUUCGGUGCUGCCCGAGGAGGAGGACGAGAAGUCAGAACGCAGCGAAUCAGAAGUUCAGGCCUGCCGCCGGAAACAACAACCAGAGAGUGGUGUAACUCCAGAGAGUGAGAACCUGACUCUAUCCUCGUCUGGAGCCAUCGACCAGUCCUCCUGUACUGGAACACCUUUCUCCUCCACCAUCACCUCCCCUGAAGACCAAGUGAGCAGUAGCCUUGCCCAGUCAGUCAUGUCCAUGGCUUCGUCCCACAGCCAUCACUCUCAGAUCAGCACUGACACCCUGUCUUCCAUGUCCGGUUCCUACCUGGCUGGGCCGGAGGGGGAGGUAGAGGGGGAGGAGGGAGGAGAAGCAGAGGGGGAGGAGAACCAGGACGCACCCAUGGAGAGCCGGGGACCCUCACAGCAGGAUGGGGAAGAGCUACCCAUGGAACCAAAAGAACAGAACUUCUCAGUUGCUGUGUCAGACGAGCAGGAUUCAGAGGGAAAUGAUGUCACAGAAGAAGACUGCCCCUCCCCUUCCCACGAGCAGGGUGGGCGGAGCAGGUGUCCAGAGUUGGCCAAUAACAAUCAGGGCGUCGCCCUCUGCGACACGCACUGUUUGGGGGGGCUGGACAAUGAGCAGGUUCCCGACUGCCGAUUCGCCGAUGCGGAUUCGUGCCCUGUGCACAUUGAGGAAUAGGUAUGGCUAUAGCUGUGGCUAGCUGGUCUGAUGUAUCUGGGAGGCUAUAGGCCAGUGUUAGAGCCUCUCCCCCACCACGCCUCAACCAGUAAUAUCAACCUGGAGGAGCAGGGGGCGGAGACUAGGGAUGGCCAGAGUCCCAAACAAACACCUCACACACCACGCCGCGGACCACUCAUAGUGUAACACGCACACACCCGUCCAAUUCCGACUUCAGCGUCAUAACAGCACAGACUGAUAUUUUAGCCAUUUUACGCAACCUCAUGAUUACGCAGUAGACCUCGGCCUUCCUUCCUGCAUCACCUCACCUGAUCAACCAACGCCCAUGUCCUGAGGCAGUCCUAACCCAACCGUCCUGCACCUCCCCUCACUGAACCGUCCUGCAACUCUCCUCACUGAACCGUCCUGCACCUCUCCUCCCUGAACCGUCCUGCACCUCUCCUCACUGAACCGUCCUGCACCUCUCCUCCCUGAACCGUCCUGCACCUCUCCUCCCUGAACCGUCCUGCACCUCUCCUCACUGAACCGUCCUGCACCUCUCCUCCCUGAACCGUCCUGCACCUCUCCUCACUGAACCGUCCUGCACCUCUCCUCCCUGAACCGUCCUGCACCUCUCCUCCCUGAACCGUCCUGCACCUCUCCUCCCUGAGCCGUCCUGCACCUCUCCUCACUGAGCCGUCCUGCACCUCUCCUCACUGAGCCGUCCUGCACCUCUCCUCACUGAACCGUCCUGCACCUCUCCUCACUGAACCGUCCUGCACCUCUCCUCACUGAACCGUCCUGCACCUCUCCUCCCUGAACCGUUCUGCACCUCUCCUCACUGAACUGUCCUGCACCUCUCCUCCCUGAACCGUCCUGCACCUCUCCUCACUGAACCGUUCUGCACCUCUCCUCCCUGAACCGUCCUGCACCUCUCCUCACUGAGCCGUCCUUCACCUCUCCUCACUCAACCGUCCUGCACCUCUCCUUGCUCUGGACAAUAGAUGAGAAGCAUCCAUCUCAGUUGCUAAAUCUAAAUCUAACAGGGAAAUCUUGAAGAGGAUUUAACCUAUCCACAGUCCAAAAAGGAGGCUGCUAGAGUUAGACCAUUCUCCCCCUCAAUGUGUCAUAAUGGCUUUCUUGUGUUUCGUGUCAUUGGUAGACCUUUGGGACUCCUCCCCUUGCCUCUACCAACCAACCAAUCAGGGGUUAGUGUGAUCUGCAAUCUAAUUAAUAUUCAUGUAUUUCUGUUUGACCUUCUAAUGAGUGAUCUAACACUAUAAAAACAACAGUUAGCUUCACUAGACUACCAAACUGGAUUGUACUGGACUGGACUUGCCAGCUCCGGUCCAUGAACCAGUAGACUCUGGCCCUGGUUUUGCAUGCAGCUCUUUUAUGUCUCCAAUCAGCCCUACUGUACUCAACUGUGAUCUAUCCUGAAUGGGACUUGCCUCAUUAGCUAAGAAACUGGACUUGCUAUACAUGGUGGUGAAUGGAGGAUUUGAUCCAAAAUGGCGGUGGUAGAUAGAUACUGAACUGUAAAGAAGACAGAGUGGAGUCCCUGAGAAUGUACGAUGCCCAUGGAGGAUGUGUAACACUCAGAGGAGAAUGUAACGUAAUGAUUUGUUUUGGGGUUAUUAACUGUAGAAGAAUGACCUCUGAACUUUGAACUACCACCUGUGUCCCUUGCACACCUUUCCUAACACACACACAGUCAUACACACCAGUAUUAUCUCAGUCUGACUCACUGGUGUAAAGAGCUUUACCACAAAGACACUAAAGCAAUACAGAACCUGUACCUGUAAACAAGUAACACACAUCACCCUCCAAAAACACCUGUGCUGUUCGAUAGACAAACCUGAACCUUCUCAUUUUGUGAAAACCUUUAGUUUGUUUAAUUUUCUAUUAUAUUGUUUUUAGUGUAUGCUCUACUGUUAAUGUCGUCACAUGUUCUGUGUUUUAUUUGUUUAAACAAAAAUGUGUUGUUCAUUACGUGGAUAUGUGAAAUGAAUAAUGGUAUUUGAGAAGAAAAAAAACACUACGUAAAAAAAAGGGAUGAUGACACCAACAUGGAAUGCACUUCUUGCUGUUACCUAGGCAACACACUUUGCGGUGCAUGAGGCGAUUGUAGAGUAAAGCAUGGUAGUCUAGGUCAGUCUCCACCUCUGUAGAGUACCCACAGUGGUAUGCUCCACAGAUCCACACAUCCCUAAAGAGUACCCAUAGUGGUACACCCCUCUGACCUUUCUGUAUUGUCAUAUUGUCUCCAAAUGACACCCUAUUCCCUAUAUAGUGCACUACUUUGACCAGAACCCAAUUCCCUGUAUUGUGCACUACAUUUGACCAGAGCCUUAUUCCCUUUUCAGUGAAGGUAGCGAGCCAUAUGGGGGAAUAGGGUGCCAUUUGAGAUGCAUAGAUAGUCUAUAAGAUACAUUAUAGAUGCCCUCUUCCUUAUCCUCAACUACAGGCUGGCUACAGCUCUGUUAGCUAGUGUUCACACACCGUCAGCUCAUACACUCCAACCUGUAUCCCUCUCACCUACAGUAUACUGGACCAUGGGUCACUUUUGUAGAAUGCUGAUUGAAAAUGUCAACUGCAAGAAAAAAAAUAAAGUUUUUCGAACUAAA